This is a messenger RNA of Suncus etruscus (white-toothed pygmy shrew), 801 nucleotides long. RefSeq names its product chymotrypsin like elastase 1 (gene CELA1). Gene Ontology annotation, biological process: proteolysis. Bases 1 to 801 code for a protein of 266 amino acids. The transcript has 8 exons. NCBI's taxonomy places the organism in Eukaryota, Metazoa, Chordata, Mammalia, Eulipotyphla, Soricidae. Gene Ontology annotation, molecular function: serine-type endopeptidase activity. The record is from RefSeq and is a predicted model, not a curated record.
AUGCUGCGCUUCCUGGUAUUCGCCACGCUGGUCCUGUGUGGACACAGCACAGAGGACUUUCCAGAUACCAAUGCCCGGGUAGUUGGAGGGACUGAGGCUCGGAGAAACUCCUGGCCCUCUCAGAUUUCCCUCCAGUAUCUGUCCGGAGGUAACUGGUAUCAUACCUGUGGAGGAACCCUCAUCAGACAGAACUGGGUGAUGACAGCUGCUCACUGUGUUGACAAUCAAAUGACCUUCCGUGUGGUGGUGGGAGACCACAACCUGAGCCAGAACGACGGCACAGAGCAGUAUGUGAAUGUGCAGAGGAUUGUCGUGCAUCCCUACUGGAACAGCAACAAUGUGGCUGCCGGUUAUGACAUUGCCCUGCUGCGUCUGGCCCAGAGCGUUACUCUCAACAGCUACGUCCAGUUGGGUGUUCUGCCUCAGGAGGGAAGCAUCCUGCCCAACAAUAGCCCCUGCUACAUCACUGGCUGGGGCAGGACCAUGACUAAUGGACAGCUGGCCCAGACUCUUCAGCAGGCUUACCUGCCUACCGUGGACUAUGCCACCUGUUCCAGCUCUUCCUACUGGGGUUCUACUGUGAAGAACACCAUGGUGUGUGCCGGCGGAGAUGGAGCUCGCUCUGGAUGCCAGGGUGACUCUGGGGGUCCUCUCCAUUGCAUGGUGAACGGUAGAUACACUGUCCAGGGAGUGACCAGCUUCGUGUCCAGCCAGGGCUGCAACGUCUCCAGGAAGCCCACAGUCUUUACCCGUGUCUCUGCUUACAUCACGUGGAUGAAUAAUAUCAUUGCCUACAACUAA